Phialemonium atrogriseum is the source of this 2412-nucleotide messenger RNA. RefSeq lists its product as uncharacterized. The transcript is spliced from 2 exons. Lineage: Eukaryota; Fungi; Ascomycota; Sordariomycetes; Cephalothecales; Cephalothecaceae. Bases 1 to 2412 code for a protein of 803 amino acids. The record is from RefSeq and is a predicted model, not a curated record. Gene Ontology annotation, molecular function: protein binding.
AUGAAUGGUGUUUCGAGCCCGACUGAAGCCGGCUAUGGCAGUGCUUUCCCAACAUUUCCGGGCAGGCAGCGGAAGACAGACCUGGGCGAAGAGCAGCAAAUACUGGAUCAGAUGGGCGCAAUGGAUAUUUCCGGGCAAGGCCCCCCGCAGAGGCGUCAAAAUAGCAUGGGCUCUCAGCGCGACUUCGUGCCACCUCCUGGUGACAGAUAUGGCGGCCGUCCGCCGAUGGACGGCCGGGGUCCGCCACAAGGAUACCCACCACAAGGCUAUCCUGAUCAGCGACGGGGCCCGCCCGGCCCGCCCGGCCCAGGAUACCGCCCACCGAUGGGAUAUCAAAAUGACAACUUUGGGCCGCCAGAGAGGAGCAUGACCGCCCCAAUGGGAAAUCCCAUGGGCAUGCGCAACCCUGCACCUCCAGUGCGAAACGACAGCGCAUCAUUUAGCGGCCCACCUGGGCCACCUGGUCCACCUGGUCGUGGUAUGCCUCAACGACCAAAUACCGCACAGGCUAUGCGGCCUCCCCCCCAGAGGAUGUACCCCCCUAACGGGGGACCACCGCUGCCAGAUCAGACUAGGAGUCCUGGCUACGACAACUCCCCAAGCGCCGGUUACGGGGGACAACAGCGACCGGCGUCUUUCGAUGAGUUCUACGACUACUACGACGCGGGAGCUGGCGGGGACUAUGCUGCGCAAAAUCCACCCCAAGCAGUGGCUGGUGAUGGGCCAGACUUCGAUAGGUCUGCGCGGGCUCGGCCACGAAACUCAUUCGACCAGAACAUGGGAGCCGCGCCGCAAGAACGGGCGCAGCGUGGACCGGGGAGAGUGCCCGAAGUCAGCAGGACAAAAUCCCAACCCGACCUAAGACAGCCGCAGGCCGCAAUAUUCGAGAUGGCUGGAGAUAUACCCGCAAUCCCCACCCAAUAUCAACAACCAGGCUAUCAAGGAGGGCAAUCUGAAGGCCAAAGAGCGUAUGACCAGCCAGGCCUCCCUCCUGUCCGAGCUGGUCUGCCCAACAGCCCUGCACCUUUUAGACCGGGCGCACAGCCUCCCCAUCGGUCAAGCUCUGACGGUCUGCCGUUGCAUCCUGCGCCAGUUCGCCCCGGUCUUAUGCCCAACUCCCUCGUCAACUUGAACAGUAAGCCGGCCCCGGUCCGGAACUACAAUCCCGGCAGUUCUGGGCCACCCCCUGGCAGCACAGUCAGUAGCACAGCCCAGGUCACGCCUCCUCCGCCAGCAAGCAUCGGGGCUCCACCUCCAGCGAAACCGGAGGCUCCGCCAGUUACCGUAGAUGAGUUGGAGCGACUACGUGCGAUGGUCAAGGCCGACUCGAGCGACCAAGCUUCGGCACUCCUCUUGGCGAAAAAGCUGGUCGAGGCGUCUGACGUCCUGGCCCCCAACGUACCAGACCCCAAGGCUCGUGCACGCUCGCGCGACCGCUACUUGCUCGACGCGCAGAAAAUCCUCAAGAAGCUCGCCGGCGCAAGCAACCCCGAUGCCAUGUUCUUCAUGGCCGACUGCUUCGGCCGCGGGCUGUUCGGGGCUGAGGCCGACAACAAGGAAGCCUUCCUCCUGUACCAGAGCGCGGCCAAGCUCGGGCACGCCGCGGCCGCGUACCGUACCGCCGUGUGCUGCGAGAUCGGCCACGAGGAAGGCGGCGGCACGCGCAAGGACCCGCUCAAAGCCAUCCAGUGGUACAAGCGGGCGGCGACGCUCGGGGACACGCCGGCCAUGUACAAGGUGGGCAUGAUCCUUAUCAAGGGCCUGCUGGGGCAGCCCAAGAACCCGCGUGAGGCGGUGGGGUGGCUGAAGCGGGCGGCGGAGCGGGCGACGGCCGAGAACCCGCACGCGCUGCACGAGCUGGGCCUGCUGUACGAGAGCGCGGCGCCCAACGACGCCAUCGUGCGCGACGAGUCGUACGCGUUCCAGCUCUUCAAGCAGGCGGCGGACCUGGGGUACAAGUUCAGCCAGUUCCGGCUCGGGUGCGCGUACGAGUACGGCCUCAUGGGCUGCCCCGUGGACCCGCGCCUGUCCAUAAUGUGGUACAGCCGCGCGGCGACGCAGGAGGAGCACCAGAGCGAGCUGUCGCUGUCGGGCUGGUACCUCACCGGCAGUGAGGGCGUGCUGCAGCAGAGCGACACCGAGGCGUACCUGUGGGCCAGGAAGGCGGCCAUGGCUGGCCUCGCUAAGGCCGAGUAUGCCAUGGGGUAUUUCACCGAGGUGGGCAUCGGCGUGCCGGCCAACCUGGAGGAUGCGAAGAGAUGGUACUGGAGAGCUGCAGCCCAGGACUUCCCCAAGGCGCGUGAACGCCUCGAGGACCUGAAGCGGUCAGGCAAGAAUGGCCCCAGGCAAAGAGAGAGGAUAUCGCGGAGUAAGAUCGGGAAGCAACAGGAGGGGGAGUGCUCGGUGAUGUAA